UCUAGUGGGAGCGACAUUUGUACGUUGUGUGAAACCAUGCUUUGAUUUAUUUUCGUUGUGAAUUUCCCGUAAAGAACCAUCAACUAAGCAACCAUGGCUGGUGCAGCGGCUAGAGCACUUCAGUAUGAGUACAAAGCGAACUCUAAUCUUGUGUUGCAAGCUGAUCGCUCUCUGAUAGAAAAGCGUGGUAGAGAUGAACCCACUGGAGAAGUUACUUCCCUUGUUGGGAAGACAGUCGGAACUAGAAUGGGGGACAAAGCCAUGAGAUCAAAACCCCCACAGAUGGAGGAACGCAAAAACAAGAGAACAAAGCGUGAUGAAGCACAGCGAGAUAUGAUGAAAAUGAAAGGGACGACUUUACUGUCGGAGGGGAUUGAUGAUUUUGUGGGAAUCUUAUACAGACCAAAAACCCAGGAAACAAGACAAACAUAUGAGGUUAUCCUGAGUUUUAUUCAGGCUGCUCUAGGUGAUCAGCCACGUGAUGUUUUGUGCGGUGCUGCAGAUGAGGUCCUUCAGGUUUUAAAGAAUGACAGAUUGAAGGACAAAGAGAGAAAGAGAGAAGUUGAAGAAUUGCUUGGAAGUGUGGCUGAAGAAAGGUUUGCUGUCCUCGUCAACCUUGGCAAGAAAAUCACAGACUGGGGACAGGAAGAGAAGAUGCAGACAGAUGACAAUAUUGAUGAGACAUACGGUGUUAAUGUACAGUUUGAAGAGUCAGAGGAUGAGGAUGAAGGCGAUGUUUACGGGGAAAUUAAAGAAGAUGGAGAAGAAGAAGAGGAUGAAGAAGAAGGAGUUGAGGCUGAUGUUAACGACACUCUCCACACAAAUUUGGCAGGAGAGGAUGGGGGUAACAAAUCAGAUUCAGGACUCCACCCCCGUAAUAUUGAUGCCUUCUGGCUUCAGAGAAAACUUAGUAAGCAUUAUCCAGACGACCCAACAAUGGCACAGACAAAGGCUGGAGAGGUGCUCCAGAUCUUAAAGACUGCGGGAGAUGAUCGGGAGGCAGAAAACCAGCUCGUCAUGUUGUUAGGUUUUGACAUGUUUGAUUUCAUCAAAGUUCUCCGACAACACAGACAAAUGAUCCUGUACUGUACUUUGCUGGCCCAGGCUCAAACUGAUGAAGAGAAGAGAAGCAUCGAGGAGAAGAUGUCAUCAGACACCGAGUUGUCAGGGUACCUCAGGGCACUGGGUGCCACAGACAAGGAGGAUCUAGUAUCGGAGGAGAGGGCAAGGCGACAGCAGGCCAGACAGACGAGGGUCGCAGCAGACAUCGAGGCCAUGGAUGUUGACCAGAGUCAGCAAAAGCUUGGAACAGUACAUCUCCUUGACCUUGAAGACUUGACCUUCAGUCAGGGCAGUCGUCUGAUGGCCAACAAAAGGUGUCAACUCCCUGAUGGGUCAUACAGAAAGCAGAGAAAAGGAUAUGAAGAAGUACAUGUUCCAGAACUGAAACCAAAGACUUUUGAAACCGAUGAGACUUUGCUGCCAAUAGAUAGAUUACCAAAGUAUGCACAGCCAGCCUUUGAGGGAUUUAAAUGUCUGAAUCGUAUCCAGAGUAGACUGUGGAAGUCCUGUAUGGAGUCGGAUCAGAACCUCCUCCUGUGUGCCCCCACGGGAGCAGGAAAGACUAACGUAGCCCUGCUGUGUAUGCUUAGAGAGAUUGGGAAACACAUUAAUGCUGACGGAACAAUUAACACUGAGGAAUUCAAAAUCAUUUACAUAGCUCCAAUGAGGUCCUUAGUACAGGAAAUGGUUGGCAGCUUUGGAGAGAGACUGAAAUCUUAUGGUAUCAAGGUUGAGGAACUGACGGGUGACCACCAACUGACCAAAGAACAGAUCACCAACACCCAGAUCAUUGUGUGUACCCCCGAAAAGUGGGACAUCAUCACCAGAAAAGGGGGCGAGCGUACCUACACUCAGCUCGUCAGGCUCAUGAUUUUUGAUGAGAUUCAUCUUCUCCAUGAUGACAGAGGGCCAGUCCUAGAGGCAUUAGUAGCCAGAACAAUCAGAAACAUUGAGACCACUCAGGAGGAUGUCCGAUUGGUGGGGCUUAGUGCCACACUCCCUAACUACGAGGAUGUGGCCACUUUCCUGAGAGUGGACCCAGCAGAGGGGCUGUACUUUUUUGACAACAGUUUCCGACCCGUCCCCCUGGAGCAACAGUUUAUUGGAAUCACAGAGAAAAAAGCUGUCAAGAGAUUCCAGAUCAUGAAUGAGAUUGUGUACGAAAAAGUUCUGGAGCAUGCUGGGAAAAAUCAGGUGCUGGUCUUUGUCCACUCAAGGAAGGAAACAGGGAAGACUGCUCGAGCGAUCCGAGACAUGUGUCUAGAGAAAGACUCUCUGGGUAUGUUCCUCAAGGAGGGGUCGAUCUCCACCGAGGUCCUCAGGACAGAGGCAGAACAGGUCAAGAAUUUAGAGCUCAAGGAUUUACUGCCUUAUGGCUUUGGAAUUCAUCAUGCAGGAAUGGCCAAGGUUGACCGUAUCCUGGUAGAAGAUUUGUUUGCUGACCGUCACAUUCAGGUUUUAGUGUCCACAUCCACCCUGGCCUGGGGGGUCAAUCUGCCCGCCCACACGGUCAUCAUCAAAGGGACACAGAUCUACAACCCAGAGAAAGGACGCUGGGUGGAGCUUAGUGCAUUGGAUGUGAUGCAGAUGUUUGGAAGAGCUGGCCGCCCUCAAUACGACACCAAGGGGGAGGGCAUCAUGAUUACCAACCACAGUGAACUACAGUAUUAUCUGUCUCUGAUGAAUCAACAGUUGCCCAUUGAGAGUCAGUUUAUAAGUCGAGCGGCAGAUUGUUUGAACGCUGAGUGUGUUCUGGGAACUGUACAGUCUGUCAAGGAAGCAGUAGACUGGCUUGGAUACACAUACCUGUAUAUAAGAAUGCUGAGAGCCCCAGCAUUGUACGGAGUCAGCCAUGAUAUGCUUAAAGACGACCCACUGUUACAACAGAGGAGAAAAGAUCUGAUCCACACUGCGGCCAUGACUCUGGACAAAAAUAACCUGAUCAAGUAUGACAAAAAGACGGGACAGAUACAAAGUACCGAGUUAGGGAGAAUCGCCAGCCACUACUACUGUACAAACGAGACCAUUGCCACAUACAACCAGCUCCUGAAACCCACACUUAGUGAGAUCGAGUUGUUCCGGGUUUUCUCCCUGUCAUCCGAGUUCAAGCAUAUUGCUGUCAGAGAGGAGGAGAAGUUAGAAUUACUGAAGCUGUUGGAGAGAGUUCCCAUCCCAAUCAAAGAAAGCAUUGAAGAACCCAGUGCUAAGGUCAAUGUCCUGCUCCAGGCCUACAUCUCUCAGCUGAAGUUGGAGGGAUUCGCCCUGAUGUCUGACAUGGUGUUUGUGACUCAGUCUGCAGGUAGACUGAUGAGGGCCAUAUUUGAAAUAGUUCUACACAGAGGCUGGGCCCAGCUGGCUGAUAAGGCCCUAGCCCUCUGUAAAAUGGUUAAUAAACGCAUGUGGCAAAGUAUGUGUCCCCUGAGACAGUUUCACGACAAGAAGAUGCCCAUUGAAGUUAUCAAGAAAAUUGAAAAGAAAAACUUUCCAUUUGAACGUCUUUAUGAUCUUGAUCCUUUGGAAAUUGGGGAGUUUAUCCGAGUACCCAAGAGUGGCAAGACCAUCCAUAAAUAUGUACAUCUGUUUCCAAAGCUUGAGCUGUCUGUUCAUGUCCAACCUAUCACAAGAGCCACCCUGAGAGUAGAACUGACCAUCACCCCAGACUUCCAAUGGGACGAAAAAAUUCAUGGUUCAUCAGAGGCUUUCUGGAUACUGGUGGAGGAUGUAGACAGUGAAGUUAUACUACACCAUGAGUACUUCUUACUUAAAAGUAAAUUUGCCCAGGAUGAGCACGUUGUUAAGUUCUUUGUGCCAGUCUUUGAGCCUCUUCCUCCACAGUACUUCAUCCGAGUCGUAUCUGACAGAUGGAUAGGAGCAGAGACGCAGCUUCCGGUGUCGUUCCGUCAUCUGAUCCUCCCGGAGAAGUACCCUCCACCCACAGAGUUACUGGACCUCCAGCCCCUCCCCGUGUCUGCUCUCAGAAGCCCAGCCUUUGAGAGUCUUUACAGUGACAGAUUCCCAUUCUUUAAUCCAAUCCAGACUCAAGUGUUUAAUGCUGUCUAUCACACUGAUGAGAAUGUAUUUAUUGGGGCUCCCACGGGGAGUGGGAAGACAAUCUGUGGAGAGUUUGCCAUACUGAGGAUGUUCUCCCAGAACCCUGAUGGUCGCUGUGUUUACGUCACCCCACUGGAGCCUCUCGCCCAACAGGUUUAUACUGAGUGGUCUGCCAAGUUUGGAGGACAGCUUGGAAAGAAGGUGGUCCUUCUUACGGGGGAAACUGGUACAGAUCUCAAAUUGUUAGCUAAGGGAAACAUUAUCAUCAGUACUCCAGAGAUCUGGGAUGUGUUGUCAAGACGAUGGAAGGUCAGAAAGAACGUACAAAGUGUCAACCUCUUUGUGGUGGAUGAACUUCAUCUGAUUGGUCAGGAAGUUGGGCCCGUGUUGGAGGUGAUCUGCUCCAGGAUGCGGUACAUGUCUGCUCAUUUAGAACACACCAUUCGUGUGGUGGCUCUUAGCUCCUCCAUAUCUAAUGCCAAGGAUGUCUCCCAGUGGCUGGGCUGUACCCCCACAGGAUUCUUCAACUUCCAUCCCAAUGUUAGGCCCGUUCCACUGGAGCUACACAUACAGGGUUUGAACAUCAGCCACAAUCUCUCCAGAAUCAUUGCUAUGGCGAAGCCCACAUAUCAAGCCAUCCUUCGUCAUUCUCCACGGAAGCCAGUCAUUGUGUUUGUGCCAUCCAGAAAACAGACACGCUUGACUGCUAUUGACAUUUUGACCUUUAGUGCUGCAGAAAUUCAGGUUGAUUCUGAGACACCGAGGAGUCGUUUCCUUCACGUGAAGGAGGAGGACAUUCAGCCAUUCCUGGAGAAAAUAUCAGACAAGACUCUGAAGGAGACUCUGAGUAACGGUGUGGGGUAUCUACACGAGGGUCUGUCUGACAUUGAGAGGAAGGCGGUGGAGAACCUCUUUUCCAGCGGUGCUGUACAAGUGCUGGUGGCCUCCCGGAGUCUGGCCUGGGGCAUGAGUGUCUCUGCCUACCUGGUCAUUGUCAUGGAUACACAAUACUAUGAUGGAAAAACUCACUCGUAUGAAGACUACCCUGUUCCUGACGUUUUACAGAUGAUUGGACGAGCCAACCGACCCCUUCUUGACCAGGAAGGUAAAGCUUUGAUCAUGUGCCAGAGUUCCAAGAAAGAGUUCUUCAAGAAAUUCCUCUAUGAACCGUUACCUGUUGAGAGCCAUUUAGACCACUGUUUACAUGACCACUUCAAUGCUGAAGUGGUAACCAAGACAAUAGAAAACAAACAAGACGCAGUGGACUACUUGACAUGGACCUUUCUGUACAGAAGAAUGACCCAGAACCCGAACUAUUACAACUUACAAGGUGUCACACACAGACAUUUGUCUGAUCACCUGUCUGAGCUGGUGGAGAAUACAGUAUCUGACCUGGAACAGUCCAAGUGUAUCAGCAUUGAAGAUGAGAUGGACAUGACUCCAUUGAACUUGGGCAUGAUUGCAGCAUACUAUUACAUCAACUACACCACUAUAGAAACCUUCAGUUUGUCACUGAACAACAAGACUAAGAUUAAGGGGCUCCUGGAGAUCGUAUCUAACGCUGCCGAGUACGAGGAUGUUCCCAUCAGACAUCAUGAGGAAGCCAUCUUGAAAUCUCUGGCCAGCCGUCUGCCGAACAAACUGUCCAAUCAGAAAUAUAACGAUCCUCAUGUAAAGACAAACCUCCUACUCCAGGCUCACCUUUCACGGAUGCAGCUGUCGGCGGAACUCCAGUCUGAUACUGAGGACAUACUCAGCAAGGCUAUCCGCCUGAUUCAGGCCUGUGUGGACGUACUGAGUAGUAACGGCUGGCUAAGCCCUGCCCUAGCGGCUAUGGAGCUGGCUCAGAUGGUGACCCAGGCCAUGUGGGGCAAGGACUCGUACCUGAAACAGCUCCCUCACUUUACACAGGAGCUUAUCAAGAAGUGUCAGGAAAAGAAAAUCGAGAGCAUCUUUGAUGUGAUGGAGAUGGAGGAUGAUGAUAGAAAUGAACUCCUACAGCUGACCGAGGAACAAAUGGCCGACGUGGCCAGGUUCUGUAACAAGUACCCCAACAUUGAGAUGUCAUUCGAGGUCCAGGAAAAGGAAAGUCUUCACAGUGGUUCCCCGGUCAAUGUACUUGUGUCCCUCGAGAGGGAAGAUGAAUUAGUGGGGCCAGUAGUGGCACCAUUCUUUCCUCAGAAACGUGAGGAAGGUUGGUGGGUAGUGAUUGGGGACAACAAAUCUAACUCCCUCCUGUCCAUCAGAAGAUUGACCUUGCAACAGAAGGCCAAGGUCAAACUGGACUUUGUGGCCCCUUCUCCUGGUCACUAUAACUACACCAUCUUCUUUAUGAGUGAUGCCUACAUGGGAUGUGACCAGGAAUACAAGUUCAGCAUUGAUGUGAAGGAAGGAGAUAGUGAAAGUGAAAGUGAUAGUGAUUAGAUCAGGUGAUUGUAAAGUGAAAGUAACAAAUGUGACAGAAAAAAAUAAGGAAAAAAUACAUUUAAAAACAAUGUACAGAAUAGGAAAGUAUUAAAAGCAAGGAUUCUUUAAAAUUAAUAAUAUAAUUGAAGGAUUCUAAAGAUAUAGAGUUUUGAGAUUGGAACAUGAUGAUGAUCUAUAAGCUACGUGUCAUACUAACUUAUAUCAGCAACUAUUUUUGUUUGUUGCCGUAUAUGUUGGUUUUGUACAAUAUGUAUUUCAUUUUGCAGUCAUUGUCACCAUUUUCAGUUAAAAGUCAAUAUAUUUUUAACAUUAUUGGAGACUUUAAAAGCCUCCCAUAGAAUAUAAACAUACAGUAAAUUGAUAUGAAUUUCUUUUUUUUUUUCAUUAUCUUUAUGAAAGAAGCAAUGGUAUUUUGAUAGUCCUUUUAAGUAUUUCUUAUCAUUAUUUUCAACACCAAGUAAUUGCAUCAUUUGAUCAUAAUCCUAGUUUCCAUUAAAUGAGUGUUACAAAUCUAUGAGUGCUUAUAUUUUCAUAUAACCAAAGCAUAUCAAGGUAAUUUCUUUGACAAGAAAUGAGAAUUUGAAUUACAAUUUUAGUGUCUUGAUUCCACAAAGUUACAGUAAGUGUAUGUUGUCUAUAAACCUUUGAACAACGUGACCUUCUUUCAAGAACCAAGGACAAUUCACAUAACACACAAGUUUGAUAUGAUAAUGAAAUUGUAAAACAGUGAUUGUCAAUGAAAUAUUCUCCUAAUAACCAGAAAUAAUACUUCAGAUAGGAUCAUGAUGAUGGUCUGUGAGCCGCACAAUAUACUAACUAGAAUCAACAACUAUUUCUGUUUCUUGUCCCUAUACGUUGGUUUUGUAUAUUAUGUAUUUCAUUUUGCAGUCCUGUGGCCAUUUUCAGAUAAAAGUCAAAAUAUUUUUAACAUUGUUAGAGACUUUUAAAGCCUCCCAUGGAAUUUACAUGUACAGUAAAUUGAUAUAAAUUUCUUUUUUAUUUCAUCAUUUUUAUGAAAAAAAGCAGUGGUAUUUUGAUAGUUAAUCAUAUAAAAUACGUUUCUCAUUAUUACCAACACAGUUUGAAAUAUACAUGCAUUUUGUCUUUUGAUCGCAAUCCCAUUUUCCAUUAAAUGAGUGAUACAGUA
This is a messenger RNA of Saccostrea echinata, 7687 nucleotides long. Its product is annotated as U5 small nuclear ribonucleoprotein 200 kDa helicase-like. Gene Ontology annotation, cellular component: nucleus. Gene Ontology annotation, molecular function: nucleic acid binding; ATP hydrolysis activity; ATP binding. The record is from RefSeq and is a predicted model, not a curated record. Bases 94 to 6537 code for a protein of 2147 amino acids. NCBI's taxonomy places the organism in Eukaryota, Metazoa, Mollusca, Bivalvia, Ostreida, Ostreidae. The transcript is spliced from 45 exons.